Pteronotus mesoamericanus is the source of this 1752-nucleotide messenger RNA. RefSeq names its product RFNG O-fucosylpeptide 3-beta-N-acetylglucosaminyltransferase (gene RFNG). NCBI's taxonomy places the organism in Eukaryota, Metazoa, Chordata, Mammalia, Chiroptera, Mormoopidae. Gene Ontology annotation, cellular component: Golgi membrane. Gene Ontology annotation, biological process: regulation of Notch signaling pathway; pattern specification process. The record is from RefSeq and is a predicted model, not a curated record. The transcript is spliced from 8 exons. The coding region runs from base 30 to 1025 and encodes 331 amino acids. Gene Ontology annotation, molecular function: O-fucosylpeptide 3-beta-N-acetylglucosaminyltransferase activity.
CCGGGCGCUGCCGGCCGGUCGGCGGUCGCAUGAGCCGCGUGCGGGGGGCGCUGUGUCGGGCCUGCCUCGCGCUGGCCGCGGCCCUGGCCGCUCUGCUCCUGCUGCCGCUGCCGCUGCCCCGCGCGCCCGCCCCGGCGCCGAGCCCUGGCCCGGGCCCGCGCGCGCCCCCCGCCCGCGCCCCCACCCCCCACCUGCGGCCCGACGACGUCUUCAUCGCCGUCAAGACCACCCGGAAGAACCACGGGCCGCGCCUGGGGUUGCUGCUGCGCACCUGGAUCUCCCGGGCCCGUCGGCAGACCUUCAUUUUCACUGAUGGGGACGACCCUGACCUGCAGCUUCCAGCAGGCAGCCACGUCGUCAACACCAACUGCUCGGCUGUGCACACCCGCCAGGCGCUGUGCUGCAAGAUGUCGGUGGAGUACGACACGUUCAUUGAGUCUGGGCGCAAGUGGUUCUGUCACGUGGAUGACGACAACUACGUGAACACCAAGGGCCUGCUGCGGCUGCUGGCCACCUUCUCGCCCAGCCAGGACGUCUACUUGGGGCGGCCCAGCCUGGACCACCCCAUCGAGGCGACCGAGCGGGCUCAGGGAGGUGGCACGGUGACCACCGUCAAGUUCUGGUUUGCCACCGGGGGCGCUGGGUUCUGCCUGAGCAGAGGCCUUGCCCUGAAGAUGAGCCCGUGGGCCAGCCUGGGCAGCUUCAUGAGCACGGCCGAGCGGGUGAGGCUGCCGGACGACUGCACGGUGGGCUACAUCGUGGAGGGGAUGCUGGGCGCUCGCCUGCGGCACAGCUCGCUCUUCCACUCCCACCUGGAGAACCUGCGGAGGCUGCCGACCCACACGCUGCUCCAGCAGGUGACCUUGAGCUACGGGGGUCCCGAGAACCCACAUAACGUGGUGAACGUGGCCGGAGGCUUCAGCCUGCAGCAGGACCCCACCCGGUUUAAGUCUGUCCACUGCCUUCUCUACCCGGACACGGACUGGUGUCCUGUGCAGAAGCGGAGCGACUUCGCCUCUCGGUGACCCUCAACCCCUGACCUAGGGGGUGGCUUUGGGCAGUGCCUGCCCCCGCCCCGGCCUCGGUUGGCUCCCUUAGGCGGUCCUGGCCACAGCCACAUCCAGGAAGUCGUGGGCAGCCAGCAGACAAGGCCUCCCCACAGGCCCUGGCAGGCCCGGGGGCCCAGCGAGCUCAGGAGCUGCCUGGCCUGCCCGACGCCAGAGCCUGGGCUGCCGCCCCAGGAGCCUGCCGCCACCCCAGCCACGGGCCGCCUCCCUGAGGCCUGGGCGGGGCGGGGGCCGCUGUCCAGUGCCCAGGGCUCUCCCUGUCGGAGAGGGACCCUGGGCAGGCCAGCCCUGAGGGGUGGGCUCCAGGCCAGGGUCUUGCGUGGGGUCCCCCUCAGGGGCCUAAGUGCAGGCCUCCGGGGGCGGCUGCCCCCACACCCGUGGGCCCCGGGCAGCCGUGCCCUUUGGCAUCUCCCCGUAGGAGCCACUCUGUCGGGGGCCCCUCCGCCAGACCCCUCCGUGGAGGCCUCGAAGUCACACCUGCGGUCUGGCUCAGCGCCCCUGCCGGCCCUCUGCCCCUGGCUCCAGGCCUGCGCAGCAGGAGCCUCUGCGCCCCCAGCGGUGGGACGGCCCUCCGCUGCGCGGACCCGCCCGCCAGUGCCUUUCUGGGGAGGGGAGGGUGGUGCCAGCCCGCAGCCCCGCCCUGGCCUCCCGCUCCGCUGCUGCAAUAAGCGAAUAAAAGUGUGGU